AUGGGUAUCGCGGCCAUCGGCAACUGGCUCUUCAACUUCGCCCUGGGUCUCUACAUCCCUCCCGGAUUCCAGAAUAUCACCUGGAAGAUGUUCGUCGUCUUCGGCGUCAUGUGUAUCCUGGCCGCGAUCCAGUUCUAUUUCACCUACCCCGAGACAUGCGGCAAGACCCCCGAGGAAAUCGAGGAGAUGUUUUCCCCGAAUGGCCCCAAGCCCUGGCAGACCAAGCCUGGCAACUCCAAGCUGGAUGCGCUCGUCGACGACGUUCGCGCGAACCACAAGCAUAUCAGCAUGGGGGAAACGGAGAGCAAGACCGGUGCGGGGGAGGUCGUACAGGUCGCCUAA
Messenger RNA from Aspergillus bombycis, 342 nucleotides. RefSeq lists its product as uncharacterized. Gene Ontology annotation, molecular function: carbohydrate:proton symporter activity. Gene Ontology annotation, cellular component: membrane. Lineage: Eukaryota; Fungi; Ascomycota; Eurotiomycetes; Eurotiales; Aspergillaceae. The transcript has a single exon. Gene Ontology annotation, biological process: carbohydrate transport; transmembrane transport. The coding region runs from base 1 to 342 and encodes 113 amino acids. The record is from RefSeq and is a predicted model, not a curated record.